Molecule: messenger RNA, 1620 nt
Organism: Hypomesus transpacificus
Lineage: Eukaryota; Metazoa; Chordata; Actinopteri; Osmeriformes; Osmeridae
Product: trichohyalin-like
Exons: 2
Coding region: 55-1620 (521 amino acids)
Source: RefSeq, a predicted model, not a curated record
CACAGGGCUGAAUUGAAAGAGGAAGAGCAAGACAUUAAGGAGAGUAUCAACAAGAUGAGAGACAACCUUGAGCAGAACACGGCUGAAAUACAACAACAGAGACAUGAGGUAGACAGGGCAACGGGAGAAUUAAACAUCAAAAAGAAUGAACUGGAACUAAGCUCUAUAGAGGUGAAUAAACAGAGAGAUGAGAUGUCAAAGGAAAAGAUCCAGGUGGAGCAAGACAAACAAAAUAUUCAAGGUGAAAAGGUUGAACUGGAACGGAUCAAGACUGAGUUACAAGAAAGGUCAGAGAAUCUAGAUCAACUCAUGGACAUGACAAAACGAGAAAAGGAGGGCCUUGAAGAGAUUUAUGGCCAGAUUCAGAAGGAAAGAGAGGAUAUUACAAAACAAAUGGAAGAUGUCAAGAAUAGAACACUGGAUCUGGAGGCAAUGAAGGCUGAAAUUGAGUUAGAGAAACAAGGAAUCGAAGACAUCAAGAAGAUUCUAUCAAACGGGAGAGAAGAAAUUGAACGAGUCAAGAUUGAGAUGGAAGCAGAAAAGAAAAAUAUAAAGAACCUGAACAGAAAAAUGAAAGAAGAUAUGAAUGUGCUGGAAGAGAGGAAGGCUGAAAUGGAAAUAGAGAAAAAAGAAGCAGAAAAGCACAUGGCUGAAUUGAAAGAGGAAGAGCAAGACAUUAAGGAGAGUAUCAACAAGAUGAGAGACAACCUUGAGCAGAACACGGCUGAAAUACAACAACAGAGACAUGAGGUAGACAGGGCAAUGGGAGAAUUACACAUCAAAAAGAAUGAACUACAACUAAGCUCUAUAGAGGUGAAUAAACAGAGAGAUGAGAUGUCAAAUGAAAAGAUCCAGGUGGAGCAAGACAAACAAAAUAUUCGAGGUGAAAAGGUUGAACUGGAACGGAUCAAGACUGAGUUACAAGAAAAGUCAGAGAAUCUAGAUCAACUCAUGGACAUGACAAAACGAGAAAAGGACGGCCUUGAAGAGAUUUCUGGCCAGAUUCAGAAGGAAAGAGAGGAUAUUACAAAACAAAUGGAAGAUGUCAAGAAUAGAACACUGGAUCUGGAGGCAAUGAAAGCUGAAGUUGAGUCAGAGAAACAAGAAAUUGAAGACAUCAAGAAGAUGCUGUCAGAUGAAAGAGAUGACCUGAAACAGAUGAAGAUUGAGUUGGAAAGCCAACACCUACACAUUGACAACACCAAGGGUAGGAUUAAUAUGGCAAUGGAUGAGUUGGAAGAGAGGAAGACUGAAAUGGAAAAAGAGAAAAAAGAAGCAGAAAAGCACAGGGCUGAAUUGAAAGAGGAAGAGCAAGACAUUAAGGAGAGUAUCAACAAGAUGAGAGACAACCUUGAGCAGAACACGGCUGAAAUACAACAACAGAGAGAUGAGGUAGACAGGGCAAUGGGAGAAUUAAACAUCAAAAAGAAUGAACUGGAACUAAGCUCUAUAGAGGUGAAUAAACAGAGAGAUGAGAUGUCAAAGGAAAAGAUCCAGGUGGAGCAAGACAAACAAAAUAUUCAAGGUGAAAAGGUUGAACUGGAACGGAUCAAGACUGAGUUACAAGAAAGGUCAGAGAAUCUAGAUCAACUCAUGGACAUGACGCUGAAAUUGAGUUAG